Messenger RNA from Nicotiana tabacum (common tobacco), 549 nucleotides. NCBI's taxonomy places the organism in Eukaryota, Viridiplantae, Streptophyta, Magnoliopsida, Solanales, Solanaceae. The record is from RefSeq and is a predicted model, not a curated record.
AUGGUUCUAUAUAUUUCUCCUGCUAGGUGACUUGGAUUGGAUACCCUAACACAACUGGUUUGCCCACAAUUGACUAUAGAAUCACUGAUGCUAUGGCUGACCCUCCUAACACAAAACAGAAACACGUGGAAGAGUUAGUUCGAUUGCCGGAUAGCUUUCUUUGUUAUACACCUUCUCCUGAAGCUGGGCCAGUGUCUCCAGCACCUGCUUUAUCCAAUGGCUUUGUUACAUUUGGUAGCUUCAACAAUCUUGCCAAGAUAACACCUAAAGUGCUGCAAGUCUGGGCAAAAAUUCUUUGUGCAGUUCCGCAUUCUCGGCUAAUUGUUAAGUGCAAGCCUUUCUGUUGCGAUAGUGUGAGGCAGAGAUUUCUUUCUAUUCUAGAGCAGUUGGGAUUGGAGCCACAGAGAGUUGAUCUUUUGCCAUUAAUCCUUCUAAAUCAUGAUCAUAUGCAAGCAUAUUCCCUCAUGGAUAUUAGGUAAUGCCCUUGGUCAUGUGGCCUUCUUAUACUCGGAAUCUAAUUAAGCUUUUGAUUUCAUUUGUAAAUUGAAG